AUGGGGAAAUUUAACUGUAGUUGCUUGAAUGGAUUUGGUGCCUUAUUUUCUGGAAGUGAUGAAAUUGUCUGUAAAGCCAUAACUUGUCCUCCCACAUUCGCUCCAAUCAAUGGAUCUGUGACAUACAAUUCUACUGCUGAUGAAAACGACACCUAUGCCUUUGAUGUAGUGGCCUACUACAACUGUGACACUGGGUACUCUCUGGUUGGUGACAGCACAAGAACUUGCACUGGAAAUAGAAACAGCAAUGUUGGUGCAUUUGAUGGACUAUCUCCAAAUUGUGAAGCUAUAACAUGCCCUCCACUUUCUAAUCCAACCAACGGCUCCGUUUUUUAUUCGAAUGUGCCUGGUCAAAAUAACUGCUACGAUUUCAAUGUAAUGGCUACCUACAAUUGUGACACUGGGUUUUCUCUGGUUGGUGAUCAAACAAGGACGUGUACUGGAGAUGGCAACAGCACUACUGGUGCUUUUAAUAGAGUGUCUCCAAUUUGUAAACCCAUAACAUGCCCCGCUCUGCUCUUUCCGAACAAUGGCAGUAUUGAUUUUGGUGGAGCCUCACCAGAAGAAAACAGCACCUAUGCUUUUAAUGUGGUUGCUACCUACAAUUGUGACACUGGGUUUUCUCUUGUUGGUGAUCAAACAAGGACGUGUACUGGAGAUGGCAACAGCACUACUGGUGCUUUUGAUAGAUUGUCUCCAACUUGUGAACCCAUAACAUGCCCCGCUCUGCUCUUCCCAAACAACGGCAGUAUUGAUUUUGGUGGAGCCUCACAUGAUGAAAACAGCACCUAUGCAUUUAAUACGGUUGCUAGCUACAAUUGUGACACUGGGUUUUCUCUGGUUGGUGAUCAAACAAGGACGUGUAUUGGAGAUGGCAACAGCACUACUGGUGCUUUUAAUAGAGUGUCUCCAACUUGUGAACCCAUAACAUGCCCCGCUCUGCUCUUUCCGAACAAUGGCAGUAUUGAUUUUGGUGGAGCCUCACCAGAAGAAAACAGCACCUAUGCUUUUAAUGUGGUUGCUACCUACAAUUGUGACACUGGGUUUUCUCUUGUUGGUGAUCAAACAAGGACGUGUACUGGAAAUAGCAACAGCACUACUGGAGCUUUUGAUAGAUUGUCUCCAACUUGUGAACCCAUAACGUGCCCCGCUCUGCUCUUCCCAAACAACGGAAGUAUUGAUUUUGGUGGAGCCUCACAUGAUGAAAACAGCACCUAUGCAUUUAAUACGGUUGCUAGCUACAAUUGUGACACUGGGUUUUCUCUGGUUGGUGAUCAAACAAGGACGUGUACUGGAGAUGGCAACAGCACUACUGGUGCUUUUAAUAGAGUGUCUCCAACUUGUGAACCCAUAACAUGCCCCGCUCUGCUCUUUCCGAACAAUGGCAGUAUUGAUUUUGGUGGAGCCUCACCAGAAGAAAACAGCACCUAUGCUUUUAAUGUGGUUGCUACCUACAAUUGUGACACUGGGUUUUCUCUUGUUGGUGAUCAAACAAGGACGUGUACUGGAAAUAGCAACAGCACUACUGGAGCUUUUGAUAGAUUGUCUCCAACUUGUGAACGUAAGUGCAUACUUCUAUUUUGA
This is a messenger RNA of Halichondria panicea, 1584 nucleotides long. Its product is annotated as P-selectin-like. NCBI's taxonomy places the organism in Eukaryota, Metazoa, Porifera, Demospongiae, Suberitida, Halichondriidae. The record is from RefSeq and is a predicted model, not a curated record. The transcript is spliced from 8 exons. The coding region runs from base 1 to 1584 and encodes 527 amino acids.